Messenger RNA from Choloepus didactylus (southern two-toed sloth), 3920 nucleotides. It is a transcript of the gene CNNM3, whose product is annotated as cyclin and CBS domain divalent metal cation transport mediator 3. The record is from RefSeq and is a predicted model, not a curated record. Gene Ontology annotation, cellular component: plasma membrane. Lineage: Eukaryota; Metazoa; Chordata; Mammalia; Pilosa; Megalonychidae. Gene Ontology annotation, molecular function: transmembrane transporter activity. Gene Ontology annotation, biological process: transport; magnesium ion homeostasis.
CGCGCGGCCGGGCGGGGCGGCGGGCCAUGGCGGCGGCGGUAGCUGCGGGCCGCCUCGGUUGCUUGCUGGCCGCGCUCUGCCUGGGCCCCGCGGCGGGGGAGGCGGCGCCGGGCCCGCGGCUGCUGAGCUUCUGCCUGGAGGAGGACGGCGCCGAGGCCGCGGGGCCGACGCGGGCGGCGCCAGAGGCCACCUUCCGCCUGCGCCUCCGGGGCUCGGGCUUCGCCAACAGCUUGCGCUGGGUGGCCCCGGCGGGCGCGGGCUGCCCGGCCGACCCGCGGGCCCCCACGGCCGGCUGGCGGGCACUGCUGUGCCUGCGCGCCGGGGCGGCGCGCGGUGGGCCGAGCGGCGCGGCAGCCGAGGAGGCGGCGCCGCCCUGGGCGCUGGGCCUGGGGGCGGCGGCGCUGCUGGCGCUGGCGGCGCUGGCGCGGGGCCUGCAGCUGAGCGCGCUGGCGCUGGCCCCCGCCGAGGUGCAGGUGCUGCGCGAGGGCGGCUCGGAGGUGGAGCGGGCGGCGGCGCGGCGCCUGGAGCCCGCGCGGCGCUGGGCCGGCGGCGCCCUGGGCGCGCUGCUGCUGCUGGCCAGCCUGGCGCAGGCGGGGCUCGCCGUGCUGCUGUUCCGCGCGGCCGGCCAGCGCCCGGUGCCCGCCGUGCUGGGCAGCGCGGGGCUGGUGUUCCUGCUCGCCGAGGUGCUGCCGGCCGCCGUGAGCGGGCGCUGGGCGCUGGCGCUGGCGCCGCGCGCGCUGGCCCUCAGCCGCGUGGCCGUGCUGCUCACCCUGCCCGUGGCGCUGCCCGUGGGCCAGCUGCUGGAGCGCGCGGCGCGGCCCGGGCGCCUGCGGGAGCGCGUGCUGGAGCUGGCGCGCGGCCUCGGCGACCCCUGCGGCGAGCUGGGCCGCGGCGCGCUGCGCUUCCGGACGGUGGAGGACGUGCUCACGCCGCUCGAGGACUGCUUCAUGCUGGACGCCCGCGCCGUGCUGGACUUCGGGGUGCUGGCGGGCAUCAUGCAGAGCGGCCACACCCGCAUCCCCGUGUACGAGGACGAGCGCUCCAACAUCGUGGACAUGCUCUACGUCAAGGACCUGGCCUUCGUGGACCCCGAGGACCGCACGCCGCUCAGCACCAUCACCCGCUUCUACAACCACCCGCUGCACUUCGUGUUCAACGACACCAAGCUGGACGCCGUCCUGGAGGAGUUCAAGCGAGGGAAGUCCCACCUGGCCAUCGUGCAGAGGGUCAACAACGAGGGCGAGGGUGACCCCUUCUACGAGGUGCUGGGCCUCGUCACCCUGGAGGACGUCAUCGAGGAGAUCAUCAGGUCCGAGAUCCUGGACGAGUCGGACAUGUACAGGGACACCAAGGUGAGGAGGAGGCCACCUGCUCUGAGCGCCCUUCUCGAGCGGAAGGAGGAAUUCUCCUUGUUCAAGGCGUCUGACGGUGACUGUAAAGUAAAAAUCUCGCCUCAGCUGCUCCUGACCACCCAGCGCUUCCUUUCCCGAGAGGUGGAGGUGUUCAGCCCCCUGCGGGUCUCCGAGAAGGUCCUGCUGCACCUGCUGAAGCACCCCAGUGUCAACCAGGAAGUGAGGUUUGAUACGAGCAACCGCCUGGCUGCGGGCCAUUACCUGUACCAGCGCAGCCAGCCGGUUGAUUACUUCAUCCUCAUCCUGCAGGGCAGGGUUGAGGUGGAGAUCGGGAAAGAGGGCCUGAAGUUCGAGAACGGGCCGUUCACCUACUACGGCGUGUGGGCCCUGACGGCGCCGUCCCCGGCUCACCAGACCCCCGUGUCCUCGCUGCAGCCCGGGCCAGCCGACGGCGCCCACUCGCCCACCUACUGCCCCGACUACACCGUGAGGGCUCUCUCCGACCUGCAGCUCAUCAAGGUCACCCGGCUGCAGUACCUCAAUGCACUCCUGGCCACCCGAGCCCAGAGCCAGCCGCCGUCCCCUGAAAGCGUGGACCCCCAGGCCGUCCCCAGCAGCCAGACCAGGCUCCUCGGUGACAAGCCAGCCGCGACAGGGCCCGGCCACAGCAGACCAGGCCUCCCAGCCGAGGGCAGCCCCGGGCGGAACCCAGGGGUCUGACUUGCCGGGUGCCCCAGGCCUGGGGAGCGAGCGAGCCGAGGAGAAGCUUCCGCCUGUCCAUCCCUGCCGGGCCACGUUUUAGAUGGCCCUUGCAGCCAUGGGUCCUGGGCUGUCCUCACAACUGAACGUCGUGCCAGGAGCCUCCAGCAGCUCCUGUCCUCUGAGCGGGCGGGGCUCAACCAGGACACCCCUCCACCCCCGGGGCGGGGACAGCGCCGGGCAUUAUACCUCUUCGGGCCACGCCACGACGUCAGUGCACAGCUGCCGCCUUUGUGUGGCCGUGACCUGCACUUGCUUUGCUUAUCACUGGCAGCAAUUCGUGAGCAAACAGCCCCGGCGUGGGCUGGCAUUCUUGGCUUCCCUCACAAUGCCACGUUUCGAGGCACGUGCCAGCCUGGAGGCAGGUUGCCCAUGAGCUGCCCCACGCGUCCGGCUCCCUCCUGAGGAGUUGCUUCUCCAGCCCCAGGCAGGGCCCUUGGAGAGCACCUGCCAGCCCUUCCGCGGGGCCGGAGGCGGCCUGUGUGCUGCUGCCCACUGCCUGUGCCGCCUGGUGCCGCCGCUUUCAGGAGAGGGCACACUCGGGAGGAAGGGUCCUUCAGCUGCACCCCAUCCCUCCUUAACUGCUGGUCCCGGAGCCCUUCCCCGCAGGUGCACAGGCCACAUCGCCAUCGCCUUCUCCAGCAUUUCAGGCUCUUGCUUUUUCAACGGGAACAAGCAGGUGUUUCUUUUCCUUCUGGUUUCCUGUGUGCACCUUCCAUGGUUCUAAAGAGGAAAGUGGGGCAUCGAGGGGUCACGGAUGGGGAAGGAGGGAAGAGGACAUCUGUGUCCUUCCCCAAAGGAAUGUGGGUCCUCAGAAGUGGGACGAAGGCCACAUGGCCGUGGCGGUGCUUGCCUGGUAGCUCCUCAAGGAGGACCCGGGCGGGGGAUAUGCUGUUGUCUCCAGAGCCGAGCUGCUCCCCUGGGCUGCGCUCCAUCACCCAGCAAGUGAAAGAACGACACCUGGGUCUCACCCCCAGCGAUUCUGACUCCAUCCAUCUGUGCAUCAGGAUUUAAGCCAAUAAUGGUCGAGCUGCAGGGGCUUCUCUACUCCCUUCACCAGCCUCCCCUAACACCAGCGUCGACAGCCACGGCACAUUGAUCACAGGACGUUUAUUUUGUAUAAAUUUAGGCAUGACACUAUCAACUGAACUGGAUUCUACCAGUUUUUCCAAGACUUGUCUUUUUUCUGUUGCAGGGUCCAAUCCAGGGCGUAAGUUGUAUUUAGAGCUGUUACUAUUUUUUCCUUUUUUAUUUUGAAAUAGUUAGAUUCAUGGAAACUUGGAAAGUGAGAACAAAGAGUUCCUGUGUGUUCUUCCUCCACUGGUUGCAGCUUUCUUAAUUAAAAUACAGCAGCAAAGCCAGGAGUCUGACCCGGGCGGCGUGGCUCCUAGUUGUGUGCUGCUGACCACGUACAUGGGUUAGAACAGCCACAGACCAGAUCCCGAGCUCCGUCACCACGGGGUCCCCUGUGGGCGACCCCUCUGUGGCCACACUCUGCCCCUCAGCCACCACCCCUAAGCCCCAGCAACCGUUAAUCUGUUCUCCAUUUCUAUGAUUCUGUCAUUUCUAGAAUGUUAUUUACGUAAAUGGAACUAUAUAAGUUAUGAAACUCUAACUGGGGUUGGCUUUUUUGCUCAGCCUAAAGCUCUGGAGGUCCUCUAUGUUGUUGCACGUACCAAAAGUUGGAGCCUUCUCAUUGCUGAGGAGUGUUCCAUGCGAUGGAAUUCCACGGUUUGACCAUUUACCCGCUGAUGGACAUCCGGUGGUUCUGGUUUGGGCUAUUAUGAAUAAAGCUGCUAUGAAAGUUCA